Messenger RNA from Xenopus laevis (African clawed frog), 2493 nucleotides. It is a transcript of the gene qsox1.S, whose product is annotated as quiescin sulfhydryl oxidase 1 S homeolog. The transcript is spliced from 12 exons. NCBI's taxonomy places the organism in Eukaryota, Metazoa, Chordata, Amphibia, Anura, Pipidae. The record is from RefSeq and is a predicted model, not a curated record. Bases 173 to 2356 code for a protein of 727 amino acids.
GCUGGUUUUGAAAAUGACACCUUGCGGCCCUGGUACCUUUUCUUUGAAUAAACUGCAUCAACGCAAACUCCUCACCGCCUGCCCUCAGGGAGUCGAAGCCGUAGCGCUUUGACUCCGCCCCCCGGACUGAGAGUUUGCACCUGUCAGGCAAAGGUUUAGUUGGGAUUUAGCGAUGAUGGGAUUGGGCAGGUUGUGCGACUGUGCUGCGACGCUGGUGCUGCUGUUGGUCUCUGUGGCCCCUUCCCAGGCUGCUCUUUACUCCCCGGAUGAGCCUGUGGUGGUUCUUGACGCAAAGGCCAAAACGUAUUUGUUGGGAUCGCGCAGUUUUUGGCUGACAGAAUUCUACGCGUCUUGGUGUGGCCACUGCCAGGCUUUCAAACCAACAUGGAGCUCUCUGGCCGAAGAUGUCAAGGACUGGAGACCAGUGGUGUAUCUGGGGGUGUUGGACUGUGCUGAGGCAUCCAACUUUGCUACAUGUAAUGAAUUUGGAAUUACAGGAUAUCCUACUAUUAAGUCCUUCAAAUUCUUUGCGAAUGAAAUUUCAGAAGGUGUCAAAGAGAAUGCAGGGCGUACAGUCCAGCUGCUGAGGGAAAGAAUUGUUGAUAGACUGGAAGAACAAAAGAAUUCUAGACCUCCUUCAUGUCCCCCCUUGGAGCCAAUCAGUGAAUCUGAAGUGGAACAGUUCUUCAAGACUAAACAAGAGGAUUACCUGGCACUGAUAUUUGAGGAUGCUUCAAUGUACACAGGAAGAGAGACGGCAUUGGAUAUGGUACAGUAUGAAGGUGUCUCUGUGCGCAGAGUCCUUAGUGAUCAGGAUGACGUUGUUUACAAAUUCCAGAUACCUUCCUUUCCAGCUCUUGUCUUGCUGUGUCGAAAUGGAUCCAACACUAUAGUUAAUUUGGUAGAAGAUACUCGCUAUUCAUAUACUAACUUCUUGCGUUCACUGCCUGGAGUGAGCAAAGGAAAUCUCCCACUUAUUGGUGUGUCCAACAACAUUACUGCUGAACAAAAUGAUAAACGGAUUGCAGACAGCUCCAAAGUGUAUUUGGCAGAUCUGGAAUCGGCAGUGCAUUAUACUUUGCGGGCGGAAGUCUCCCGUUUCAGCAUUUUGGAGGGAGAAAGACUUGAUGCUCUCGUCACAUAUAUCAGUGUACUCAAGAAGUACUUUCCUGCCCGACCUUAUGGGAGAAUGCUUCUCAGCUCUAUCUAUUCCUGGCUUCAGGCUCGUGCUGGGACAGAAGUCCUUUAUAAAGACUUUCAGGAUGUCUUAGACAACAAGGACGAGGUUCAGAAUGCAGUUUUAACAUCAAGAGUGAAUUAUGUGUGGUGUCAGGGCUCUCAUUCCAAAUUCCGUGGUUUUCCAUGCUCUCUCUGGACCCUUUUCCACUUCCUCACUGUCCAGGCUGGUGAAGACAAAACUGCAAAUCCUCAGGAAGUGCUUCAGGUAUUGCGGAAAUAUGCGAAACAUUUCUUUGGCUGCAGAGAGUGCGCUGGUCACUUUGAGCGCAUGGCAGCGCAAUCAAUGAGUAAUGUCAGCACUUCAGAUGAUGCCAUUCUAUGGCUUUGGGAUCGGCAUAAUCGUGUGAACAAAAGACUAUCAGGUGCACCAAGUGAGGAUCCAGAAUUUCCAAAACUUCCCUGGCCAUCAAAAGCACUUUGUCCCUUUUGUCAAGUCCAGGACAGUGGAAACAAGCUGGUUUGGGAUUUCCCAAAUGUUCUGACCUUUAUGAAGGCUCAUUAUUCAAGGGAAAACCUGGCAAAUGAUUAUCUGGAGGAUGAGGUGGUGCUCUUGGAGAGACAGAGGAAUGGCACUAGGAAAAAAGAAACCAAUUCAAAUAAAGAUACCCCAGUAGAGGAACCCAGUGAGGAAAAGACUAAGAUCCACCAUAAACUCAUAUAUCCACCACUAAAUACAGAAGAUCAUGAAAAUAAAAACAAAAAAAGCCAUCCAGGCUCAGAGGUUGAGUUCCCAGCCCAUGUGCAAGUAGAGGAGGAAAAGAAUACCGGUGAAGAAAACUCUUUUUUGCACAGUUUAUUGCCUAGCAGAUCUCUGCAGGGUUCCAUUGAGCAUGACAGUGACAACGCCAUCCAGCCUCAGAUACUCAUUGAUAUCCCUGAAGAGGAAUUCCACCAUAUUGCUGUGAGAAAACGGCUGUUGAGAAGGGGCGUCGUAGCUGAAAAGGAGACAGUGAAUUUGAAGGGACGCUGGAGUAAGACGCUGGAAGUGGGAUUUUCUCGCCUGGAUUUAAGUCUGUGUGUGGUGUUUUAUUUCCUUUCCAGUAUGUGUUUGCUCGGCAUGUACCUAUACAUGAGCCUCCGGACUCGUUGCCUUCGGCAGCGAACUAUCUACUCAUGAGCAAGAUGUAGUUAUUCUCUGUGUGCUCAGCUGUAAGCCUCACUUCCCAGAUCUCUAAUGUGCCUUUACAGCCUUCUAGUGCCUAUUCUUCCUAUGGCCAACAGUGAUUUUAAUAAACCAUUAUCUUUUAUAAAAUA